This is a messenger RNA of Aspergillus alliaceus, 2517 nucleotides long. Its product is annotated as MutS family protein MSH5. The coding region runs from base 1 to 2517 and encodes 838 amino acids. The transcript is spliced from 20 exons. Gene Ontology annotation, cellular component: nucleus. Gene Ontology annotation, molecular function: mismatched DNA binding; ATP binding; ATP-dependent DNA damage sensor activity. Gene Ontology annotation, biological process: mismatch repair; chiasma assembly. The record is from RefSeq and is a predicted model, not a curated record. NCBI's taxonomy places the organism in Eukaryota, Fungi, Ascomycota, Eurotiomycetes, Eurotiales, Aspergillaceae.
AUGAUCAAACGCAUUGGAGAGCUGCACGAAGAAAAGACAAACGGCGUAGCUGUACGGUCUGCUGUCUCGUUGAAUCCUCCCGGCCUAUAUGCAUCUUCCGCUCUGAGACAGUCAUUAUCCUAUAGCAUUCGUACUCAUCAAUCCGUUGAUUUGAUACAACAGCUCACUGAUGAUGUCCUUGGCCAAGUAAUGGUAGCCAUUGACAUGAAGAAUCCGGAAGGGACACUCUACUUGUUAGGAGACAUGCAAUCAGCUGGCAUAGAAAUAUUUGAUACCUUGGUCAUCCAUACUAGGCCUACAGUACUCUUGCUUUCGCCGCGUGUCGACUACCCCAAUAGACAAGAGACGCAGGGAUCCGAGCAAGAGGCCAGUAGCCAAUCUUACCUUCCCUAUCAGCUGGACAUCCGUCCAUCACAAGAGCUUAGCUACAUCAACGCAAAGAACAAGCUAAUAGCUCUGGAGAUAUCCUCAGAGCACGAACAGCGCAUCAGGUUUCUAGUACCUCAUAACAGGAUAAUUGACCCUGAACAAAUGGAUAAUGAGUGUCUACACUUCGCAUUGCAAGACGGCAGACUCCUACACAUGUCUAGCUCAAUUGACAUGGAGAAUAAAGUGACGAUUGGGUGUGCAGGUGCCGUACUCACUCACCUUCAAAGGCGAAGAGCAACGAUAUCUGCAUCUAGUGAUGGGAUUUCAGCAUACUUCCAAGACAUUAUUAUAGCCCUUCAGAUCAUGGAGUCAGAGUCUCAUCCCAGUAAGGUUAAUCAAGGGCCAGGAAGGAAGUCCUCCGCUUCUAAAGAAGGUCUUUCAGUAUAUGGAAUAUUCCAGCGCUUUGCCUAUAGCCCUCAGCGACGAAACCAACUCAAGCAAUUCUUUCUUCGUCCAAGUACAGAUAUUGAUGUCAUACGCGAGCGUCAUGCAUUUAUUGGGGUAUAUUUGCGCCCAGACAAUAACAACCCGCUAAAUAAGCUUACGAAAAGCCUGAAACAUAUAAAAAACCUCCGCCAUGUUAUGGUUAACCUUCGAAAAGGAAUCAGUACAGGAAGUGGGAAGAUUACUGGGCUCAAGACCACAGUAUGGGCCACCUUGUUGGCUUUUGCUUUCUACGGUAUCGAUAUCCAUGAUGCACUUAAGGAAACCGCAGCCGGAAAUGAAUUAGCGUUGCUUCACAAAGCUCUUCGGAUUUUCGAGGCAGCUCAGCUAUACAGGGUUGGGAGGAUGAUCCAAGAUAUAGUCGAUAUUGAUAGCACCGAGGAACAAGGUAGGGCUGUCGUCAAGCGGGGACUAGAUCGGGAAAUCGACGAAUUAAAAGAUAGCUAUGAUGGUUUAAGCAGCUUGUUGCAAAAAGUCGCAGUAGAAAUCGCAGGUACCAUUUCUAAAAGCCUCGGUAUUGGUGUGAAUGUAAUAUAUUUUCCCCAACUUGGCUUUAAAAUUGCAAUUCCAUUGAACGAUGGGGGGGAAGCAGCGGCAUACUUCAAGGAUUUUAGAAUGAGAAAGAUGGAUGAGAAGUUAGAGAAGGAGAUUGAGAUUGUAUAUGAGCUUGCGCAGAGAGUACUUCAACAUGAAAAAGUACUUCUAGAGGCGUCAGAUAAUUUACUAAUAACUCACAGUCUCCUUGCGAUGGCACAGGCAGCAAGCUUUUAUAGACUGACACGCCCCAAACUAACAAGACAAAAUGUCAUUAACUUCAAAGGAGGCCGUCGUAUUCUCCAGGAAUUGAAGUCCCUUGGUGGGGAACCAGGAGCCCAAGCUCCUGGUUCCUUGUCAAAAUCCCAUGCAGAUUUCAAAACGGAACAUACUCCGAGCAUGUUACUACUAACCGGUCCAAAUUAUUCGAGUAAGAGUGUUUAUAUGAAGCAGGUAAUCACAAAAAUCCCAACAGAGCAUAGUAGUUUUGUCCCAGCAGAGAGUGUUGAGAUAGGGGUAACAGAUAAGAUUCUGGUCAAAUCCAAUAGCGAAGAUACUGUUUCUCAGAAUGAGUUUGGCAAGGGUACCAAUGAGAGCGGUCUGUUACUUCAACAUGGUAUUGGGCUGAUCUGCGGAAUCCUCAAGCACUUGCUUGAAGUCGAAAAUGCACCAAAGGUCAUCGCUGCAACACAUUUCCAUGAGAUACUUGAGAAUGAGUUUUUGAAGCCAGGGCCUCGACUGAUACUUGGUCAUAUGGAGGUUCAGGUCAGCGAAGAAUGCCGCAGCGCGCAAGACCAAAUCACCUAUCUAUAUAACUUCCGUCUAGGCUGGUGUGAUAAGAGUUAUGGACCGAUUUGCGCAGCCCUAAACGGAAUCAAUGAGACAAUUGUGGAACGGGCAAAUGAGCUUGCGUCUCUAGCUGUUCGUGGAGAAAAUUUGACAGCUGCCUGUGCCAUGUUGUCAGAUGAAGAAAUGCACACUCUGGAAGAAGCGGACAUACUUGCAAGAAAAUUCUCGAGUCUAGAGUUAUCAUCAAAAGAAAGCUCCGGAAAGGUUAAUGAUAUGCUCAACAUGCUUGUAGAGGAAACCAACGGAGGAGGUAUAGCUUAA